This is a messenger RNA of Acanthocheilonema viteae, 417 nucleotides long. Lineage: Eukaryota; Metazoa; Nematoda; Chromadorea; Rhabditida; Onchocercidae. The record is from the annotation of a GenBank genome assembly.
GUAAUGCUACCGGUACAAUUAAACAAGAGCAGAGCAGCUGCAGCUCGUAGUUUGUAUGGUCUUGGACCUGAACAGUUACUUGCCUAUGCUUCUUGUUUGCCUCGACUUGGUACAUAUGGUACAAGUAUGUUUUAUAGCGGUGGAAUUUUCAACGGGUUUCAAUCAUACGCUCCGCUUGCGCCUACAUCACCACCUGGUAGCGUAACAAACGGUGCUGCAGCUGCCGUAGCAGCUGGUGCCGCUGGCGUAACACGUGGAUUCAAUUUAGCCGCAGCUCAAGCAGCUGCAGCGCAACAGGCGGUCGCAUUUGAAGCGGCAGCGCUAUAUGCUAUCGGUGGUGAACCUUUUACGGGCAUAUAUCCGAGUGCUAUGCACCAUCAAACACCUCAACUACCCCAUGCCUUCCAUAAAGUCUAA